AUGGCUGCUUGGCUUGAUCUCGUCAGCGAGAAUGAAGUAUGCAAUUUAGUGGAUACCAACCGGUUGGAAGAACUUGUGCAGGAAUUGCCCUAUCCAAAAUGGCAAUAUCCGUCCCUGCUCUACUUUACAGGAAAUUCAAACCGCAUGAAAGCUUUGCGAGCUCUGUUCCCCUACAACAACAUCACACGCAAAGGCCCCUCUGGCUUGAUUCGUCUUCAUCUCAGCACCAAUACCGCUCACACACAGAGCCCUGUGUUGUUUGCUGAAAGCAGUUUAAACCUGGAACACAGCAUGGGCGACUCGAAAUGGCUCAAGCAUUCAACUACAAAGCAUCGAAGCUUCUCUAUAACGGGCACAGAAGGGCUGUUGCCCCCUGCAAGGCUACAACAAGAAGUGAAGAGGGAACUUGUUUUACCAUGGACCCAGGUCCUGUGUUUGUUCCUCGAUUCCGCCGCUGACAUUCAGGCCGCAAGAAACUUACUCCAACAACCACGUCGACAGCUGACCAUUGGCGACGAGGGUAUUCCGGCUCCCACGCAGAUAGUCAUUGUCUUGACCAACGGCAAGCAUACAACAAAAGCAUUCACACAAGAAUACGCACAGCUUGAAAAGACGAUCAAGACCGGGACAGUCAUGAUUCUCGAUCUCAGUCCACGUAGCGGGCUUUCAGACAGCGUCGCUUUUGCGCCACUGGAAAGCUUGAUCCUCAAGCAACUCGGUAUAGUCCAGGCCGAGCAGCUAUCAGCUUGUCGGCGGUUCUCAGCAGUUCACCUCAGUGCUUUCUGGAACACUCAUGUACAAAUUCACCAAAGGCUGCUCGAUGCACCGCCAUUUGAUCUGUUGGAAAGGGCCCGAAGGGGCUAUACGAAAAAUGACACGAUGGGCGAUUGUCUUCGAGAGGUCAGCCACCAUAGAAAAUCCGUUAGCUGCUCAAGGGAGGACUUUGAUGACCUUGUAGCUACGGCUUUCUUGAUGGAUGCCUACCCCCCUGGAAUGCAUGGUUUCUCGCCCAUCUUGGUUUUCGCCGCAAUUUAUGAGAAACUAUGUCUCAGUACCUGGGACGCAAAGUUCCAGGGCCAUAUUGCUGGCAUUUCAUUCCGCUUCGUGCAAAGUUUCGGGCAGUUGAGCUCUGUGAGAACUUCAGCAGCCAUUCGAAAGGAGACGUUGCAUCGCUUGUAUCGCCGGUGUGGUGGUCUUCGCUCCACCACUACUUGCUUGGUCUGUCUGUGUCGACCCCCGGAGCAUAUGCUCCCCUGCAAACAUGCAAUAUGUGACACCUGCGUCGUGAUCUUCGGAAAUCCAAGUUCGCUUGGGGAGUAUCAUUUCGAGGUCACUCAAUGUCCUAUCUGCGACGAGAAGUCCAGCGUCACUGUCCGCCAACUACCUCCGACCAAGCAUCCGGUGAUUCUCAGUUUAGAUGGCGGUGGGGUGCGCGGUCUGAUUCAACUAGGCCUUCUACGGGCUUUAGAAAGGCGCAUUGGUGUUCCAAUCGCGUCUCUGCCGGAGCUGUGCACUGGAACUAGCGUAGGCGCAUUAUCCGCUAUUGACAUCAUUCUCAGCCAAUCUUCGGUCACUCAAUGUUUCAAUGCAUUCACCGACCUUGCGCGAAAGAUUUUUCGUCGUACCUCAAAUAGCCCAGUUCCUCGCUGUAUUCGGUGGUUGGCCUCGGCGUUCAACUUGACCACAGAUGGUCUUUAUGAUUCCGAUGGGCUGUCACAGAUUUUCAAAGCAGCCGUUGGCCCAUCUCGCCGCAUGUUCGAUGUUGCCAUGAAUAGCUCUGCGGGUUGCCGGGUCGCUAUUGUGGCAAGCCGCACCUCCGAUGGCAAAGCCUGUAUCUUGGCCAAUUAUCGGGGAGCAAACCCGCGUUCCACGAAUGCAGCCUAUCUAUUUCUGGCGCCACACGGCGAUUGGGAGAAUCCAUUUUUAUGGGAAGCAGCUAUAUGCAGUGUUGCAGCACCCUUUUAUUUCCAGACCAAGAAUUUGCCAGGCCUUGGUCUCUUGCAGGAUGGUGGGGUCCGGGCGAACAAUCCGCUAGCCAUUGCUUUGCGAGAGUCGGGCAUCAUCUGGCCCAUGGCGAAAAGGCACGACCUUCUCCUAUCUGUCGGAACAGGGUUCUCCACAAGUACCCCGAGUGAUCCAACCGGAUUUCUUGGUCAAAUUCGGGAGGGUGCUCUUCCUCGAAUGUUUCGGGCCAUGAUGUCUUCUCCCUCUAUGGAUGGAAAGCAAGGGUUUUUGGAAGCUCUCAAUUAUCUUCCCCAUUCGUCGACACCCGAUAUUGUCCGGCUGGACCAGGCCAUCGAUGGUACAUUGCCAGCAUUAGACGAUACGUGCUCGCUGGAAAAAAUGUCAAAUAUAAAUUUUGCAGUCCCAGCUGAGCUUGUGAGGAGCGUUCUUGCGUCGGCCAUGUUUUUCUUUGAGUUAGAUGAGUCUCCUGUCCAGGGCAAUGCUUCUUUUUAUUGUCGGGGAUCUAUUCUUUGUUCACGACCGAACCCUACCGAGAUCGUGCAGCGAGUUCUUGUCGAGUUCCCCGGCGCCAGGUUUCGGUCUAAUCAGGACCACGAUUUGGGAAGCAUAGGUCCAGUCGACAUUUGCCAACUUUGUGGAUAUUUCAGAAAGCGCGUUGCUUUUCGGGUCACCAGCCUUGAGGAAAGGGUCUCAAUUGAGAUUGCCAAUGAUACCUUUCGCGAAAAGAUUGGCGGCUUCCCCAAAUCGACGCUAGAAUUUCUCGAUGAGCAGAAGGCUUACGCUCAGUUUGGACGUGCAGAUCAUCAAAGCCUAGAUUGGCCGCCACGGAGAUCUUGUUACUGCUAUCGUGGGUCAAAGCGACUAGUCCAUUUCUUGGAGCCUGGUGUUGGGCAGAAAAGACGGCGGCUGUGA
Messenger RNA from Penicillium brevicompactum, 2877 nucleotides. RefSeq lists its product as uncharacterized. NCBI's taxonomy places the organism in Eukaryota, Fungi, Ascomycota, Eurotiomycetes, Eurotiales, Aspergillaceae. The transcript is spliced from 5 exons. Gene Ontology annotation, cellular component: membrane. The record is from RefSeq and is a predicted model, not a curated record. Gene Ontology annotation, biological process: arachidonate metabolic process. The coding region runs from base 1 to 2877 and encodes 958 amino acids.